AUGGCUUCCCGCUCUUCUUCAAAUACCUCAGAGAUACCAUCAGAGGGCUCGUUGUCCGUUGGUGUCUUCUCUCCUCCACAAGAUCACUACGAGUGGAAGAGAGCCCUUCUCGAUGUGAAAUGGCUAUGUUUCAACCAGCAAUACAAACAAUGUGCCUUACGUUGCAAUCAACUCAUAGACACUGCGUCUAGUCCGCUUCAUCCGAUCCGUGCAACCUACCUCCACUAUUAUGCAGCCACCUCAUAUGAGUACAUGGGACGAGCAGCCCACAUCUUUUCGGCUGUCAAAGUCCCGCUUCUGACUUCUGCUAUGGAGCGGUUUCAGACUGCUUAUGAGUCUUUGCCAGCUAUGAUCCCGUCCCCAGUUCCGAAUCCCAACCAGACCUACUCGCCAGUUACUUUUCUUCAUUCGCCCGACUCGUCUCCUCGGUCUUCCAUGACUACUGUAGUGUGGAGCCCCCCUUUGCCAGAUCGUGGUGUCAUUGCUGGUCCUGGCCCUGAUUCAAAUGCUGAUGCUCUGUCGGUUGAGAACCUGUCGGCCCAUAAUGCUAGGCUGGUUCACACUCCUCCCCCACCUGUCCCUUCUCCCUCUUCUUCCUCCCACUCGUCUAUUACGACUGCUUUUUGUGUCACGCCACCUCCAGCUUCUCGAGGAGUCUCGCGUUUUGACUAUAGUGCUCCUCCCCCGGCUUUUCAUAUCCCGCCUCCGACCCGUGAGCCCCCUCCUCCACCAUGCGAUGCUUCUCCUCGCCAGACCGCCAGAUACCAAUUGGUCUCUUUUAAUAGCGCCAGAGAUGGGCUUCCUAACGGGGGAUCUAUCGUUCGAAACAUUGCCCGGAUGAUUGAUAACUCUAUUAUCGCGGGAGCCGACGACCCUUUUGUGAGCCGCGCGCCGGCAAACUUUCACGCUAUGAAGAAGCCACCCGUGCGUCUGUCUCCGAUCAAGAUCCCAGCCGAAUUUGAGGAUCCAGCAAAGCGCAGCGAGCUAAUUCCAUCCCCUCUUGCAAUCCGGAAGAGCUCCGGCGAGGUGUUCAUGUGCACCAGUUCUCCAAUGGUAAUCUGUGGAGGUUCAGAGCAAGAAGUAGCUAGGAGCGAGGUGAAUCGAUCCAUCCGAGCUCGCCCUCCACGGCUACCCUUGAAGAUAAUCCCAUCUGGACGUCUGAAUGCUAACACAGAGAAGACGAGCCCUACAGUCCUAGCGUCGCAGCCAAAACGUCUCCUAAGCCCCGUCUUCCCUUCGCCCAUGCCCAUGCCUAUGGCUCCACCGACGCCCACCCCCGUUCCGAGAAAGAAAGUCCCUGUCCUCGGGUCGCCGUUCAACAGCCAUGCAGGCUCACAAAAGAAUACAAGCACCAAAUCGCUCCCGUCACGGUCGACAAAGCCAUCCCCUGCACCUGUCAGCGCCGAGCGCCAAGCCCAGAUCAAUUCGUUCAACGGCGCUGUCAAGUGGCUCCGUGAGCACAUUCCCGCCGACGUGACCGGGCUCCGCAAGCAGAUCAAGCAUGUUUCAGACCUGCAGCAGGCCCGUCGCUCUCGCAAUACUACUAUGGUCCGUUCUGCCUCCUUCUGGACCUUUUCUCCCGUUAAGUCUAGCCCCGGUGCAUCACAAGAGCCUCCUGUGAUCGAGGGACCUAAUAUCGAUGAGUAUGGAAAUGUUAUCCGAGUUGAGACUAAGGCGCAGCGUAUUAAGCGACUUAGGGCAGAGGAUUGGAGGAUUGGUAUCCGGUCGAAGCAUAGUCUCUGGAAGGGGACUGAGUACUACGACAAGCUUUGCGAAACUGCUUUGGCUGAGCUUGGUGAGACUGGUUAUGGAUCUAGUGAAUGGCUGAAGCGGUGA
Molecule: messenger RNA, 1836 nt
Organism: Penicillium vulpinum
Lineage: Eukaryota; Fungi; Ascomycota; Eurotiomycetes; Eurotiales; Aspergillaceae
Exons: 2
Coding region: 1-1836 (611 amino acids)
Source: RefSeq, a predicted model, not a curated record